AUGCGCAUUUCGGUCGCCGCGUCGCACGUCGAGCCCAUCGACAUGCGGCUGCACGGCGGCUGGGGCUCGGUCGCCGCCCCUCCGCUCGCCUCGGACGCCGCCCAAGACGACGGCGAGACUCUCUGCUGCGCCGUCUCGGGGGCGGCUGCGGACGGCUCUGGCGAUGUCAUCGCCCUCGUCGACAGUGCCGAACCCUCACCGUCGGUCGAGGCGCGACGCGCGCUCUGCUUCUCCAAGCCGCGCUCGCUGAGCCACGUCGCCGCCGCCCAGCUCCCAAUCCUCGUCCUGACUGCCGCCGCCGCCCUUCACUCGGUGCUCAUUGCCGGCUCCACCGGCCGGCUGCCGAAGCUUCUCGUCGAGCUGCUCUCGGCUCGCGGCGCCCGCCCGUGCGUCGCCGCGGCGGAGGGCGGCGCCGACGCGCUGCAACGUGCGGGCGCGAGCGCCGUCUUCAACUACCACGCCGAGUCGUUUACCGAGCAGCUGGCCGGGACAGGCCUCUCUGCAGUGGUGGACGUGGUCGGGCGGGAGGAGGAGCCGGGCUGGGUGAGGGAGGCGCUCGGCUGCGCCUAUGUCUCGGCGGCGUCGCCCGCGCUGCUCUCGCUCAGCGAGGACGGCGCCCUCGCGGCGGCGCGUGGCUGGCAGAGGCGGUGGGGCAGGCGGCCGCACGAGGGGAGGCGCGUCUGGCGCGCGGACGACCGCGCGGCGGAGGCGCUGUCCGAGGCGAUGGCGCUGCUCGAGAGCGGGAAGCUGACGCCGCCCGCCGAGGCGAGCGCCGCCUCCGAGACGGGGAUGCAGUACCUCGAGUUCCUGCGCUGGCCGCGCGAUUCGGAGACCGGCCGCCGGUUCGGAUUCCCAGGCGAGAGAAUCUACUAG
Molecule: messenger RNA, 873 nt
Organism: Emiliania huxleyi CCMP1516
Lineage: Eukaryota; Haptophyta; Isochrysidales; Noelaerhabdaceae
Exons: 2
Coding region: 1-873 (290 amino acids)
Source: RefSeq, a predicted model, not a curated record